AUGGAUCCACCUCAUCUACAACUGUCAGGAAGAGGUCGUGGAGGUACCGUUGCAGGAGUGAAUGCUGUCGCUCCAGCGUCUUCCCACAACACAGUGACUAGUAAAACAAGUUCCUUAGAAAGUUUCGUCCUUGAAGAGAGUGGUUCAACAUCAGGCGGCUCAUCACAUCCGUCUUCGCAUCCAAUG
This is a messenger RNA of Amoebophrya sp. A25, 186 nucleotides long. The record is from the annotation of a GenBank genome assembly. NCBI's taxonomy places the organism in Eukaryota, Dinophyceae, Syndiniales, Amoebophryaceae.